This is a messenger RNA of Cucurbita maxima (winter squash), 2323 nucleotides long. Its product is annotated as probable protein phosphatase 2C 23. The record is from RefSeq and is a predicted model, not a curated record. Gene Ontology annotation, biological process: protein dephosphorylation. The transcript is spliced from 4 exons. Bases 1 to 2001 code for a protein of 666 amino acids. Gene Ontology annotation, molecular function: protein serine/threonine phosphatase activity. Lineage: Eukaryota; Viridiplantae; Streptophyta; Magnoliopsida; Cucurbitales; Cucurbitaceae.
AUGGGUAAUCAUAUUGGGAAGAUUGGCCACUGCUUCGCCGGCGCCGGCGAUAUUUCCAGUCGUUAUGGUCCUGCCGACAUAAUCUCCGACCCCCACGACGGCGGUUUUGGCCACUCCUUUUACUAUCUCCCACCCGACCCACAAACCCUCUCCUCCUUCAAAGCUUUCCCCGAAGACUACAUCUCUCCAGCGACCAUUUUCCGGUCGAUUUCCGGCGCCUCUGUAAGCGCCAACGUCUCAACGCCGCUGUCCACGUCUCUGGUCGAUCUAUAUCCUUAUAGCACCACGUUUGAUCGGGCCGCUGCUUUCGAUUGCUCGAAUUCCUUUGCCUCUGUGCCGUUACAGCCGGUGCCACGCCACUCGAUGUCGGGAAAUUUCGGUGGAAACCCUUCUUCGGGUCCAAUGGAGAGAGGGUUCUUAUCCGGACCCUUGGCCGCCCGGAGCAUCGAAUCGUGCCCGAUAGAUCGAGUGGUUUACUCCGGCUCGAUUGAGAAGGGCGGCGGACCUGAGAAAUUGCAGAGAAGCGUCUCUAACGGCGGCGUUGGAGAUAGACAACCGAAAUCGAAAAGAAGAAGUCUCAUUCGGAUUCUGAAGAGAGCCAUAUCCAAAACCAUUUCUCGAAACCAGAAGGCUGCGAGUUCAUACAAACAUGAGAAUGCAGCUCAGACUCAAAGCAGUGUUCAUUUGAGCAGCCACGCCAGUUUGGCGCAGGAAGACGAUGGCGAUUACUUUGUCGGCGGUCAGGGCGUACAGUGGGCACAGGGGAAGGCCGGCGAGGAUAGAGUUCACGUGGUGAUAUUGGAGGAAAAUGGUUGGGUUUUUGUCGGAGUUUAUGAUGGAUUCAACGGGCCUGAUGCUCCUGAUUACUUACUCGCUAAUCUCUACACUGCCGUUCUCAAAGAGCUCAAGGGUUUGAUAUGGAAUGAUAAGUUGGAUUCAACUGCAACCACGUCUUCCAUGAACUCAUCCAACUCUGCUUUAAUUGAGGAAGACGAUCAUGGAACAACCCACAUAAAAACUCAGGCUAAUGUUCAUCAACCUACAGUGAACUUUUCGGCAGAAAAUAGGACGAGACAGCUGAUGAAGAAGGGCGAUCAGGAUCCAGAGAAUUGGAAAUGGGAAAGGGAAAGGGAAAGCAUAGGAUUAGAUCACCACAACAUAUGGGAUGAAUCAACAACAAUCAAUCAUUCUGAGGUGUUGAAUGCUCUAUCUGAAGCAUUGAAAAAAACAGAGGAAUCAUAUCUGCAGAAUGCAGACAAGAUGGCCACAAGAAAUCCUGAGCUAGCUCUAAUGGGUUCUUGUGUUUUGGUUAUGUUAAUGAGAGGAGAAGAUGUGUACCUGAUGAAUGUAGGAGACAGCCGUGCAAUUGUAGCGCAGCAACUCGAACCAUACAGAGACUUGGAGAGAAUCAAUGAAGGAACACUACGGGUAUUAGAAUCCCCUGAAAGAUUAACAGCCUUAGCUUCCCAUCAGCUUACGAUGGACCACAGCACGUACACAGAGGAGGAAGUUCAGAGGAUCAAGAAUGCUCAUUCUGACGACCCUUCAGCAAUUAUGAAUGACAGGGUGAAAGGUUAUUUGAAAAUCACACGGGCGUUUGGUGCUGGCUUUCUGAAACAGCCAAAGUGGAAUGACGCAUUGCUAGAGAUGUUCAGAAUAGACUAUGUGGGAAAUUCACCUUACAUCACCUGUGAUCCAACUCUGUGCCAUUAUAAACUCAGCCCAACUGACAGAUUCUUGAUAUUGUCGUCUGAUGGACUCUAUCAAUACUUUACAAAUGAAGAAGCUGUUGCUCAAGUAGAGUCCUUCAUUGCUUCUUUCCCUGAAGGAGAUCCUGCUCAAAAUCUCAUUGAAGAAGUAUUGUUCCGAGCAGCUAAAAAAUAUGGAAUGGCCUUCCAUGAGCUGCUUGAUAUCCCACAAGGGGAGCGGCGGAAGUACCACGACGACGUUUCAGUGAUCAUCAUUUCAUUAGAAGGAAGAAUUUGGCAUUGGUUGAUGUAAAUAAAGAUACUAGCCAAUAGAAAUCAAAGAUAACAACAGUAGGUGGGCCAAAUAAUUCUGCCAUUUAUUUCAUUGAUUCUUCUUCUUCAACCUUCAACACAGAGAGUGUAGAGUUGUUCAGCUUCCUCUUGCCUGUCUUCCACCCCAAAUUGUGCGUGCGUGCGUGUGUUGCAACUUGCAUCCAAUACAAAUACAUUCCAACGCAGAACUGUUUGGAAAAUUUCAGCAAUUUUGUUUAGCAGACUUAAGAAGUUUCUUCUCUAGGAGUCCUGACUUCCUACCAACCCACCCACCCAAAAUAAACAAUCAAUCAUUUACAACU